This is a messenger RNA of Cordyceps militaris CM01, 858 nucleotides long. RefSeq names its product short-chain dehydrogenase, putative. Bases 1 to 858 code for a protein of 285 amino acids. Gene Ontology annotation, cellular component: intracellular anatomical structure. NCBI's taxonomy places the organism in Eukaryota, Fungi, Ascomycota, Sordariomycetes, Hypocreales, Cordycipitaceae. The transcript has 3 exons. The record is from RefSeq and is a predicted model, not a curated record. Gene Ontology annotation, molecular function: oxidoreductase activity, acting on NAD(P)H, oxygen as acceptor.
AUGGUUGCAGCAGCUAACGGCGCAAUUGGGCACGACGACAGCGUCUCGCCCCAACCCACCACUUUGAGCACGCUGCCGGGCCCCAACCAUGACUGGAGCGUGAAUCUCAAAGACAAAGUCAUUGCCAUCACUGGCGCCAACCAAGGCAUCGGUCUGGCCCUUGCCGAGGUAUGCCUCAGCAACGACGCCGCCUCCGUCUUCAGCCUGGACAUUUCUGAACCCGCGGAGGCCUUUGCCGACCUGGCGAAGCGCUUCCCGGGCCGCCUCGAGUUCCAGCACUGUGACGUUACCAAGGAAGAGAGCGUGCAGGGCGCGCUCGACGCCAUCGUCGCCCAGAAGAAGCGUUUCGACGGCAUGGUUGCCAAUGCCGGCGCCACCAAGCACCAGCCCGCGCUCGAUUUUACCAUGGACCAGGUCAAGAGGCUUUUUGAGCUGAAUGUCUAUGGCUCGUGGAACUGCGCCACGGCGGCGGCGAGGACGUUUAUUAAGCUCGGCUGCCCGGGCAGCAUCGUCUUUACUGCGAGCAUGACGUCGUACCGCCCAAACAGAGCUGCCCCAUCAGCUCCCUACGGCGCAACAAAGGGAGCGGUGCGCAACAUGACACACACUCUUGCCAUGGAGUGGGCAAAGUAUGGCAUCCGCGUCAACAGCAUCUCGCCCGGAUUCGUCAAGACUGCCUUGACGUAUUUUGUUGAGAAGGACCCGGAAUGGGGCACCAAGAUGAAGAAUUACGGUGGAAUGCCUCGUUUGGCUCUGCCGCAGGAACUCGGCGGGGCUUAUGUGUAUUUAUUGAGUGAGACGUCGACGUACACGACGGGUAUCGAUAUCCCGAUAGCUGGCAUUGUUGGAGCCUGGUGA